AUGUCAGGAAGUGGUGGGAAGAACUCUCCAAAGUUCAGAAACGUGGCUCUCGGAAGCCUUUACUGGCGCCAUGUACUGCCUCUGCAGGCUGAUGAUCUGUCAGAGUUGAUGAAUGGACCAAUCAGAGCCAAGCUGAAGAUCAUUCCAGAUUCUGUCACAUGGGGAGGCCAGGCAGCAGAGGUCUUCUCAAACAUGGCCGGAGACUUUAUGAAGCCGGUGGUGAGUGUUGUGGACGACCUCCUGUGUGCGGGGAUAAACGUCACCGUGUACAAUGGGCAGCUGGACCUCAUCGUGGACACUGUUGGUCAGGAGGGAUGGGUCAAGCAGCUGAAGUGGAAGAAGCUGGACCAGUUCAAGAGCCUGCGCUGGAAGCCACUGCACCUGCAGUCCAGAGAAACGGCUGCUUUCUACAAAUCCUGGGAGAACUUCAGCUUCUACUGGAUUUUAAGAGCGGGGCACAUGGUGCCAUCCGACCAGCCAGAAACAUCCCUGAAAAUGCUGCGAAUGGUCACCAACCAGGACAAGUAA
This is a messenger RNA of Staurois parvus, 528 nucleotides long. The record is from the annotation of a GenBank genome assembly. Lineage: Eukaryota; Metazoa; Chordata; Amphibia; Anura; Ranidae.